AUGGCAGGCAGCAACGAGAUGACCAUCAACCUUGUCGUUCUUGGAGGAACUCAGACUGGCAAAAGUGCUGCUGGGAACAGCCUGCUGGGCAGCUCAGACUUUGAGAGUCAUCUCUCCCCAAGGUCUGUGACAACAUGCUGCAGCCUUGGACGCAGCUGCCGCAUUUCAAGGAUUAUACGAAGAAAUGGCUGUGAGCUAGCUCUCCGUGUUCGAGUACUUGACACACCAAGCUACCCUCACAGUGAUCUGAGCAAAGAGCAGGUGAGAGACAUAGUGAGAUCAGCCCUGGCUCACCACUUCGGGGAGGAAGGCCUGCAUCUAGCUCUCUUGGUCCUGAGGGCUGACUUGCCUCUGUGUCCAGAUGAAAGUGAUCACACUACUCAAUUCCUCCAGGAACUUCUGGGUCCCACAUGGAAGGAUUUCACCGCAGUUCUGUUUACUCACACAGACAAGACAGAAGAGGCUGGAUUCAGUGAGGAAGAAUACUUGCACAGUGCCUCAAGUACCCUGUUGUCACUUUUGAGCUCAGUACAGCAUAAAUACAUUUUCCUAAACAACCAGAAGAGCAUAAUUAAAGAGGAAAGAGCUAUCGUGUUAAGAAAGCUCUUGAAUUUUAUAAGACAAAAUAAUUAUCAAGUGCUUCUACUUCAACACAGCAAGAAAUAA
Messenger RNA from Balearica regulorum gibbericeps (East African grey crowned-crane), 666 nucleotides. It is a transcript of the gene GIMD1, whose product is annotated as GIMAP family P-loop NTPase domain containing 1. Lineage: Eukaryota; Metazoa; Chordata; Aves; Gruiformes; Gruidae. The record is from RefSeq and is a predicted model, not a curated record. Gene Ontology annotation, molecular function: GTP binding.